Molecule: messenger RNA, 3072 nt
Organism: Haliotis rubra (blacklip abalone)
Lineage: Eukaryota; Metazoa; Mollusca; Gastropoda; Lepetellida; Haliotidae
Exons: 13
Coding region: 7-2118 (703 amino acids)
Molecular function (GO): RNA endonuclease activity
Source: RefSeq, a predicted model, not a curated record
ACGAAAAUGGCUACAGGCUUGGUGUGUGUGUUGUUGAGUGUACCACUCGUGUCAGCACUUCUGUUUGACGGGUCGUGUCGAGGAAGAUGCCACAAGUAUGUCGCCAACAGCGUGUGUUUCUGUAACGACCAGUGUACACGGUUUGGGGACUGUUGCCCCGACUAUAAACAGGAAUGCGGCACGUGUGCGGGGAAGUGCCACAACUUCUAUGACUCUGCACUACCCUGUCAAUGUAAUGAUCGAUGUUCCGAAUACAGCAACUGCUGUGCUGACUACAAGACACUUUGUGCUCAAGCUCUGAUAGCAGACAAGUUGUGGAAGAUUGAUGUGCACAGAUUUGAAGCUGACGAAAUCACAGUCAACUACGGAUCCAGUAUGGCCGUAAACGACAGUUUUAGCCAACCAGCACAACCAUUAUUUACCAAAGUGAAUGAGAGCCGUUUUACGCAUCCUACAUACAAGACGUUCAUCGCUCUUAUAAACAGCUAUGACCCUCCAGUUGGUCAAACAAACCCCGGGGUUCCAGCUGACCAAUCUCUUGUGGAUGCCUUUUUAGAUUCGUUGUUUACGUCGGAGGUGACACGAGCAGCGCAUGCACAUCUCCUUGAAAACAAUUAUUUUAGCGGCAACUUGUCAGAUUACCGCCGCACUCUAACCCAGCUCUGGUUUAAGCCCUACACGAGCAGCGGAUCAACGUCUAACAUCACCGGCUUUCAAAUGAUGAUGUUAAGCAAAGAGGGAGGAUCCAGUCUCAUUGGGCCUCACAACUGGGUUCGAUUCUAUCUUGAAGAAAAAGCCGGCAGAAUCAGUUACAGGGGAUACACCAAGAAAACCGACUUCCUGGUGGAAGCAGUGUUCACGGUGCCAAGUAACACCAUCUCAGCAGCCACCAGCUUCUUCCUCGGCAGCAGCCCUAUAUUUGACAUCAACUUGAGCACCAUCUGUGCCCUCAGCAACUCUACUGGCACCUGUAGUUAUAAGAUCGACAGCACCCCGUUCAGUGUCGUGACUCACAGACAAGGCAUAGUGGUUACCGAGGCGUAUCCUUCUCUACCAUCAUUGUCUCCUCCCUACUUGGGCUACACAUCACUGCUGCAUUCAUCUUGUCGGACGACAGCUGUUCAGGUCGUUGUUACGCUCAACUGGACAAGGCAAGUGGAUGCCAGUGUAACUACAUCUGUCACAAGUACGGCGACUGCUGCCUCGACUUCGACUACUCUUGUAGACACAAAGGCACCCCCUGUUCCAAGUCACACAGGGGCACCUGCAGUAACAACCCACACGCCGGGACAGAACACCCCAGGACCCAACACCCCUGGACCCCACACUCCGGUGACGAAGAACAACAUUGCUGACGUGCUCUGGCAGGUUGACCCUGAUAAGUUUGACAUGGCGGACAUCACCAUCAACCUUGGAGGUCACGCAGCAAGUGGGAAGUCAACCGAUGUCUCCAAGGAUAAUUUGUUCAGCCAUGUGAAUACUGCGAAAUUAAGCAGACCUAUAUACAAGGCACUCAUGGAACUCUGGGACAACUACAUCCCAACUAGGGGCGCCUCGGACCUCGUGUCCAUUGCGGACAAAGCUGAAAUCAACAACUUCCUUGACCUUGCUAUGGCUUCACCCGUCAUGGAGACAGCAUACAACUACCUCGUCGACCAGCAUAUCUACAGCGGAAGUAAGACAGCCUUCAGAGACAAGAUCUUCUCUCUCUGGUUUGAACCCUACUCCAGGUCCGGUGGGUCGUCCAAGGACAGCAGUGGGUUCGAACACGUGUUUGUCGGCGAGUACAAGUCGUCCAUAGUGGAGGGUUUCCACAGUUGGCUGCGCUUCUACACAGAGGAACAAGCUGGACGUGCCAACUACCUUGGAUACCUCAAGAAUGUCGGGCCACAGAUGGUCGAGUUCUCCUUCACCUGGAACGGUCACUUCAAGAAGAUUGACUCAUUCAUAGUCGGGUCCAGUCCAGUGUUCGACAUGGCCCUGGCCACAAUCUGUAUACUGACUAGGCCAAGCUCGUCUUGUCCCUUCACCCUCAACGGCCACAACUUCAGCAUCAAGCAGUACGACGAGGCCCACACGUCCGGAGUACAAGUAGCCACCGCCUACACUGUCUUCUAAACACACGAUGACCACUCGCCUUAAUGCAACGUUAAUGAUUGAUUGAAUGAAUGAAUGAAUGAGUAUUAUUUGUCGCCGCCGUUAUGCUCCAGUGUGCAUUGACAAUUCAUUGAGUGGUGUGUAUAUUCAAUUCAUUUCGUUAUUCCAGCAGUGUAAGCCAUCGGUCCUUAACUACAUAGGUUAGAUUGUACAUGGAAAAUAAUGGUUUGUGCAGUUCAAAUUGAUAAUUUUAACAUCUUAGAAACAUUGCAUGAUAAAUUAAGCUGGCUAAAUUAUUAAUAAGUUUACAAUCUGAUGAUGACAUGAGGAAUUUAAAUUCAGCUUCUGGUAUAAUAGGUUUAAGGUAAAUGGUUCAAGCGGAGCUGUUUGAAUUUGGAACACACGAGGAGAAAAUGGUAUUCAUCCUCAAAAUAACCUUCUUCGCAUUGUAAACAUAUUCUAUCAUUUCUAUCUAUAUUAUAAUUCCUUCCAGUUUCAAUACGUAACUGAUGUGGAAAACAUCUAAACUAAGUGAGGUGCUUCUCUAAACUUCUUAAUGUUAAAUACAAUUCCCUGGAAGCGAUAUUUUGAAGUAAGAAUACGACAUAGAUUUGCUGUCAUUUUGAAGUGAACUAUAAGAAAUUCUGUUCAUGAAUACAUUUAAUUCAGAUAAAAAUGAGGCAGGAACAUAACAAAUUCCUGUUGCCCAAACAAAAUCCAUACCCAAAAUAUUAUAAUUAUUAUUAUAUUAUUACUGGGAUAAUCGUUGCACUGAUUGGAACCUCUUGAAUCCAGAGGUGAAGCCAAUUUCUGUUGCCCAUCGCCGUGGUAUUACUGGAGUAUUGCUAAAAGCGACGUAAAACUAAACUCACUCACUCACUCAUUCAAAUUUGUAUAUAUACUAGUGUUUGUACUUGUUAGUUUGUUAGUCCGAGCAUUGAUGUCUUUCUGAAUAAAUUAUUCCUGUGUUUGUUA